GAGACACAGCAGAGCCCACUAGUCUGUGUGUGCUAGAAGAGUGUCUGGCGCAUCGCCAAGGCAGAGAGAGCCUUACCAGACUGGCCCUACUGCGGAGCAUGCCUGAGUGUGUGCAUGCCAGCAGGCUUGAGCCUUGUGUCACUCAAACCGUAUUGGGAAUUACCGCAAACCGCACUGUUCGGAAUCAGAAAUAACACACUCCUUUAUGGUGGGUUUCUUCCUCUUUGCGGAUGGGGCUCGCAUCGCCACGCUCUCUCUCGGACGCAGGGGAUUUAACUAAUAGGGUGUAAUCAGGGCUGAAAUCGAGCAAGGCUAAUUGCUGCGCGGAUUGCGUGUGUGUGGAAACCUAGUUGUUGAAGGUGUGGAGUUUUGCGUUCCGGAGAGUGGGGUUGGUCGUUUAGUUGGAUAUUUUAGCGUUUCAGGGUCAGAAAUAAGCGACUCGGACAGUUUGUUUGUCCGAUCAAUUCCGGCUGCCUUCCCCUGUGAAAAAUCCCUAUCGUGGGUUGGAUUGCCAUGUUGUGACAUCGUGACGAGGUUUUAGGUUGUGGCUGAGAAUUGGGUUCUGGUGGAGGUUUGCCUUUGGUGUCUGCAACUUUUGCCUGCUUGGGUUGGGGAACCCUAGUUUUGGGGGACGGGGAGUGCUGCUGCAUUGGAUCUUGAGGGUGGUUUAAGGGCUCUGUGAGGACGGUCUGAAAGUUGGGGCGAUGAAAAUCUUAACUUAAAGAACAAGUUCUGUCCCUUAGUCUCUUGCUUGGGGUGACGUGUUGUUGAGGUUAAGUGCAUCAGGAGCAAGGUUUAUACGAAGUUAUCGUUCAAGUGGGGGAAGAAUUCUAAUUUAUUGAGUGAUUCGGAGGAAAGAGAGACACCCCUAUUUCUGGGGGAAAAAAAUACCCACUAAGUAUGGACUGGGCUGCACAAUUGCUCAGGGACGGGGGUUUUUGUGGACGUUGAGGGCUCAGCUCGGGGCAGCUUCCUGCUGUGAAGAUUAAGAUGAUCGAAGAGUUAUGUUGAAUGGCCUAGACUGAACCCAUGGUCGGAAUGAAUAUGUAGGGAGCCUUGAAAAGAUACUCAGCGGAGGUUGUUACUUGGCUAUCAUGCCCAUUCUUCCAUUUCGUGAACACCAUUGCUGCUUGAUUACCAUCUGAGCAAACUUAGUUGACGGCCUUGUGACAUAAAAGUGCUCCUCUGCAGUGUGAAGAAUCUUGGAAAAAGUGACUCAGGGUGUGUGGGAAAGCUGACUUCGACGAACAGCUUGCAAAGUUAAAUCUAGAUGCAUAUCUUCUCAGCUUUUUCUUCUGCGGCGUUAUACUCCCAGUGUGCCGCACCGAUACCAUAUCGGAGAAACUGGCAGGAUUCUUGAGCAUCAGCGAAUGAGGUUAUCGGGGACCUUGUCAUUCUUGUUACACGGAUGCUGUUCGACUGUCAAAAUUCACAUCUGCUGGAGCUGGUAUCAUCGGAUGGGAAUCGAUAAUUCGGCUAUCUAACUCCUCAACGAUCACUGUAAUCAGAAGAGGAGAUAAACACAUUGAAAUCAGUUUCACGAAAGGUUCUCGAAAGAGAAAGAAGACCGGUGGGCAACAGAAAUUAUUAAAUUUGGAAACAAUCAGAACAGCGCGGAAGUGAAGGGAGAAGCUACACAAGGAGUAGGAUUGAAUGUGGUGACAUGGUGCAGCAGUGGCAGUGGGGUACGCCUCCAUCCGCUGGGUCUGGGCAGUCUCCUUGCCUCUGCGAGCUGCUGCACUUUGGUCUACAAACAAAUAGAAAAUGUCUCGCUGCUAUCCAUUCCCGCCCCCGGGAUACCAGAAGAAGGCACCUCAGCUCCCUGCUGAUUUAGCUCAGCCUCCCAAGGACAAGAAGGACAGGAAAGACAAACAUAAAGACAAGAAGAAAAAGAAGAAAAAGGAUGGGGAUACGAAUGGGGAUACCCAUGACAAGGACUCCUUGCGGCCCAGUAAGCAGCCACGGACUGUUCUUAUCAGCGACAUUCUACAGCCUAAAGAAGAGAAACAGAAUGGGAAAGUGCGGGAUGUUCCUCCAACGGCUGUCACUGAGCGCCCACUUAUACAGUCAACAGCUGCUGCUGUUGAGCCAUCUCUUGUCAGCAAGGGCGAGGUCAGGGAUGGCGGGAAGACCCUAGCCUGGAGUGUGCUGGAGAGGACUCCUGUAACUCUUCCUGUAAUUCCUCAACCAUUGUAUAGUAAAAAAGAACCCAAUGGCAAGGCUUCUGAUGUUAAGCCAGGCUUAGUUUUGCCCCCUGAGAGUAGCGCUAGUAUUGGGCCCCCCGGCAGUAUUAAUAACCAGCCUGCGUUGUCCAGCGUUAAGUUAGAACCACAAAGACAGUCUCCCAAGGCUUCUGAAUUGCCUUCUCCUCCAUGUGAGAUGAUGAUCCUCAAGCCCACAAGCUCGUGGUCAGACACUCCGGAUGAGGAUUGGUUGUUCGCAGGCAGGCCCCUUGGGUCUCACCUGAAGCCAAAGGCAGAGGUGGAGAGGGGGGCAGGGGAGUCCUCGGUGCAGGUGUGGGCCGAGGCGGUCUUAUUACCCUCCUGCGACCUGUAUGCCCUGCCUUAUGUGGUCCCAUAUUGAGAUCUAUUUGACUUACUGAUUCGUCCAUUUGUCGAAAUUUUGUCCUUAAGUUCCUCCUCACUACCCUCGGGGCAGCAACCAUCCGCCUAUGACAGCUGUCUCGACUUCCUCACUCUCAGAAGCUUCUUGUAUGUUCAAAUCGGCCAUGAAGCUGUAGCUAGGUAUGGCUUUUUUGUGUUCUCGGAGCUAUGAUGUGGAAUGUCUUAUUUCCCUUCUACCUGCGUUCUGGACCCAAGGGUGCUGAGAAUUGGAGAUUCAUAGCUGACAGUCUCAAUCGGUGUGUGAAGAAACUCCUUCAGAAGAGGCUGUAGAAAUUUUAGUAACUGAGAACUGGAACUUGGUAGCUUAAGAACAUGGAACACCACUGACACAUGUCUCUGUGGUAGAAUCUUUUUUUGUUACUGAUUGAAUUGUGUACAUAUUGUGAUUGUUUCAAGGUUGGUAAAAGGUUGCUACAAUUAUUUUAGGCA
This is a messenger RNA of Physcomitrium patens, 3053 nucleotides long. RefSeq lists its product as uncharacterized. The record is from RefSeq and is a predicted model, not a curated record. NCBI's taxonomy places the organism in Eukaryota, Viridiplantae, Streptophyta, Bryopsida, Funariales, Funariaceae.